Messenger RNA from Eriocheir sinensis (Chinese mitten crab), 5064 nucleotides. RefSeq names its product fat-like cadherin-related tumor suppressor homolog. The transcript is spliced from 15 exons. Lineage: Eukaryota; Metazoa; Arthropoda; Malacostraca; Decapoda; Varunidae. Bases 697 to 5064 code for a protein of 1455 amino acids. Gene Ontology annotation, cellular component: plasma membrane. Gene Ontology annotation, biological process: homophilic cell-cell adhesion. The record is from RefSeq and is a predicted model, not a curated record. Gene Ontology annotation, molecular function: calcium ion binding.
GUGACGGACGCCGACGAGUCUGUGGCCGAACUUGACUUCUUCAUCACCGGCGGCGACCCUGACGGCCAAUUCCUGGUGCACGCCUCAGGGGAGGUGUACGUGGCCGGUGAGCUGGACCGGGAGAGGCAGGCCGAGUACACCCUCACCGUCACCAUCACCGACGGGAAGUUUACGGCCAACACGACUGUUACUGUGACAGUCAUUGACAUCAACGACAACGGUCCGGUGUGCAAGGAGCCAAUCUACCGCCAGGAGAUCUCCGAGGACGCCACCCCAGGCACCCACGUGGCCUCUGUUGUGUCCUGGGAUGCCGAUGAAGGCACUGCUGCCUGGAGCCGCUACAUUCUCACCGGGGACAGCGCCCACCACUUCAGUAUUGACCAGCUGAAUGGCCACGUGGCCACAGCCACCCAGCUGGACAGAGAGGCACGGGACCACUACCACCUCACUGUUGUGGUGGAGGACUGGGAGCACAAGGCCUGGCAGUGUGAGGUGGUGGUGGAGGUCCUGGUGACGGACACCAACGACAACCCCCCGUCCUUCUCCCUGGCCACCCACGCCGCCACCCUGCUGGAGGACGCGCCCAUCAACACCAUCGUCCUCAAGACGUCUGCCACGGACCCUGACCUCGGCAUCAAUCGACGGCUGCUGUACAACUUUGUGGACUCAGCGGAGGGCCACUUCACCAUUGACGAGAUGGAGGGUGUGGUCAGCCUGGCCCGGCCCCUGGACCGUGAGACAAGGGACUCCUACAGCCUGACAGUGUGCGCCGUGGACCAGGGAAGCCCACCGCUGUCAUCCACCACGCAGCUCAUCGUCACAGUCUCAGAUGUGAAUGAUAAUGCUCCUGAGUUUGUGAGGAAACUCCACGAAACUUCCGUGGCAGAGAACACGGCCGUGGGGACAGAAGUCCUGCGGGUCAUGGCCACCUCAAGGGACAUCGGCAUCAAUGCAGAAAUCUCUUACUCCCUUCAGCACACCACGCUGGAGGAGUACCUGCACAUCCACCCAAAGACUGGUGUGAUAAGCAUUGGCGCCGAGGUGGACUUUGAGCGCGUACAGCAGGUGGUGGUGACAGUAGUGGCCACAGACGGGGGUGUGCCGCCUCUGUCCGCCACGGCCUUGGUCAACCUAACAAUCACUGAUGUGAAUGACAACUCCCCGGUGUUCACGCUGCCCACCUACACCGCCACAGUCAGGGAAGACGCUCUGCAAGGCGCCAGCGUGGUGCAGGUCUCAGCCAGCGACAUGGACCAUGGCGUGAACAGCCUCGUCCGCUACAGCAUCAGGGCGGGAAACGAAGACCACUGCUUCACUAUUGAUGACGACACCGGCAUCAUCACUGUCAUCAAGAAACUGGACAGGGAAAAGGUCACAAAGUACCAGUUGACGCUGGGUGCCAGGGACUUGGGCACACCCAGCAACACUGCCAUGGCUCAGGUCGUGAUCCAGGUGGGCGACGUCAACGACAAUGCACCCAAGUUCACGCAAGACAACUAUACCGUGGUCGUGCAGGAGAACCGAGCUGUGGGCUACUCAGUGAUCCGCCUCAUGGCCACCGAUGCCGACGCUGACCCCAGCGGGGCUCCCUUCACCUGGGAGGUGAUCAACCAGCCUGUUGAGAGUCGUGCCUUCACCCUGGACCAGGAUGGCUCACUGAGGCUGGCCACCAAUAAAUUGAACCACAAGGUCCAGGAUCAGUACGUGGUGCAGGUGCGAGUGUGGGACAGCGGCUCGCCACCACUCCACGCUAACACCCAAGUUACCGUCAGCGUGGUGGAGGAGUCCCGCUUCCCGCCAACACUCUUCCCACUUAAAACCGUGGUCAUCAGUUUCCGGAGUGCCUUUCCCGGAGGCAUCAUUGGGCGGGUCACUGCACUGGACCAGGACCCCUACGACACCCUGCAGUACUCUGUGGCUCCCUACCCAGAGGAAGUCAGCUCCAUCAAGUACUUUGACAUUGACAGUGAAGACGGCACUCUGGUGGCACUGACACCUCUUGAUACCGGUAACUACAGCGUCAACGUCAGUGUGUCGGAUGGCAGGUAUCACCGCUCCGUGCAGGCUUCCAUCAAGGUCUCCGUGGUCACUGAGGAAAUGGUUGAAAAUGCCGUCAUCAUUCGCCUGGGUCCUCUGUCCUCCGAUGAAUUUCUCUCCAGGUAUCAGAAAUAUUUCCUCAAAGCUAUUGCCAUAGAGCUGUCAGUUCAGGAACAUUCUGUGGUCCUGGUCAGCCUGCAGCCAGCCCUCGUACACUCACACUCUUUAGAUAAGAUAGAUUACAUUCCACAGCGAUCCAAAAGAGACAUACAGAGGAGUCUUGACGUUCUGAUAGUUGUGAGGUUAUUUGAAAUCUACAUGACAAGAGAACAUCUGCUGCUGAAGCUAAAAGAAAAACAAGUUGACAUAAAAGAAAAGCUUGGCUUGCCCUUCGUGGACAUCAUGGAGUCCCUUUGUGUGUCUGGCUCAGAGUGCGGCGGCCACGGGGACUGUGUGGACGUGGUGGAAAUCAACGAUGAUGUGGCCAUGCCCUUCAACACACAGCUGUCUAGUCUGGUUGCUCCAAGAUUUACCCAGAAAGUUGGCUGUGUGUGUGACCAAGGGUAUGGAGGCCAGAACUGCACUAAUUUAGUCAAUGCCUGUGGGCACCGACCCUGUGCUGAGUAUGAGGAGUGUGCGCCCACCAACACCAGCAGCCGAGGCUACACGUGCCAGUGCCCUGCCGGCAGAACAGGACCUUCGUGCCGAGUGGACCUGACAAAAUGCCACAGUCCUGCGUGUCACUACCCACUGAGGCCUCUCUCCUUCAGGGGAAAGAGCUAUGCCCAGUACAGCAUAGCUCAGCAAGGUAAGGGCAGCUCACUUAUGCUGAGUGCCUUCAUGCGCACCAGACACCCGGUGGGAACGCUGGUCUUUGCUGCCGGGGACGUGGACUACAGUGUGCUGGAGGUGGCCGGCGGACAUGUGCAGUACCGCUGGGACUGUGGCAGCGGGGAAGGGCUGGUCAGGGUGUCCACGGUGAGGGUCGACAAUGAUGCGUGGCACUUCAUCAACCUGACCAGAGACGGCACCAUAUCAACACUGAGUGUGGACGGCGAGGUGAGUUCAGGAGCGGCGCCGGGUGCUAAUGACAUUCUGAACAUGGAUUCAAACUUCAUGUAUCUCGGUGCUACCCUCAGCAGUGAACCAGAGUCAGGCAUGUCUUCCUAUUCCCAAAGCAGCCUGGGAUUUGUGGGUUGCCUCGAUCAGAUCAUUAUUGACGGCACCGAGCUUCCUGUGUCAAUAACAGGGACGGCCUCCGGGGGCACGGUGCUCACGCGCCUGGCCAACGUGGAGCUCCAGUGUCCAGGCGUGCUGCCCUUGGCCGGUGUGUGUGGCUCCUACCCUUGCCAGAACGCUGGGACAUGCAUAGAAAAUGAAGGUUCUUAUAAGUGCAAUUGCCCUCCACGCUUUACCGGAGCACAGUGCCAGGUGGACACGGCUCCCUGCUCCUCCUCACCCUGUCUUAAUGGAGGCAAAUGUAUCAUUGUUGGCCACACCUAUAAGUGUCAAUGUCCUUCAAAACUGAGUGGAAAACGUUGUGAAUAUGGCAUUUUCUGCAACCCAAACCCUUGUCAGAAUGGCGGUCGCUGUGAGGAGGGUGCCGAUGGGCCUAUAUGCAAGUGCCAACACUUUACCGGUGCAAUGUGCCAGCUGGACAUUGAUGAGUGUACCCGCAACCUUUGCCAGAGCGGGGGAACCUGCCUCAACUUUUUUGGUGGGUUCAAGUGCAUAUGUUCCUCCAAUGUUACCGGUGAAUUCUGCACAGAGGCCGUUAGGAAGCCUGAAGAGCCGUCCUCCCUGAACAUCACCCUAGAGGAGCUGCUGUGCAUCCUGGCCGUGUUCCUGGGGUGCGUGAUGGCCGUGCUGCUGCUGGGGGCCUGGCAGCGGUGGCGGUGGAGCCACAAGCGUCACCAGCAGAACAACCGCGUCAAGCUCACGGACCACCACGUGAAGAACGACCUCAAGGCGAAUGACGCAGCCAAAAGAAACUCCAAAAUCUGCAACGUGGAGGCAGACCAGCAGGGGCCGCCGCUGCCCCCCCGCCUGGCCUCCUACACACCCAGCGGCAAUAACUCCGCCAUUCUCAACACCCUCAAGCACCUGCCGGACCUCUCUGCUGCGGGACACGAGAGUCUUGAGCUGGAGACACUUUCACGAUGCUCCCACGAGUUCCUCCACAGCCUUAAAAAGCCCGUGGUCAUGCUGCCCAUCCUCUCCCCUCCGCCGCCCUCCAACAGUGACUCCGACUCUCUCCACAAGCCCUGGGACCACCACAACAACCUCAACGACUCCUACUUCAUGCCCAUCAAGGAUGUGGGCUGUGACCUGGUGACCAACCUCGGCGAGACCCACACCUCCUCGGCCCGGCAGUCUCCAUUUUCAGACGAUUCUUCAGGCUACCACUGGGAUGACUAUGACAUGCGCGGCCCACACACGUUGGUGGGCUGCGGUGGCGAGGGGGCCACAGCCGCCCCACCAGACUUGCUGAUGCUGAGCCAGGGCACCUCCCUCUUCCAUGGAGACGACCCCAUGGAGGGAACGCCACUGCUGCCAUGCUCUGCUGCCACACCCCUGCUGAGUGUGGAUGCCCGGGGCGGUCCAGACGGCCGGGACACACCAGACGGUGACGAGGACAAUAAUGAUCCCUGCAGCUUUGAGGAAAUACUCCUGGCAAAUAAUAUAUCUGUUGACUCAUGCCAAGACCUGACUCUUGAUCAUUCGUCUAAAUACAACAUUGUCUCGGACCUUGAAGAUGACUGCCCAGAGUCAGCCCUGAAGAUAUCCAACAUGCCUUCUGUCGUCGAGGACGCCAACAGGCUCGGCAGCCCCAGGAGCCGCCGCCCCUUCCACUGCAGAGACUACAGCUGCGUGUCGGACCUGUCCUUCCUCUCCGCCCUGGAGGAGGAAGGCGUUGACAACUCAAUGUCUGAACUCCAGGAAUCUGACUAUGAGCUGCUGGAUAGAGUCAGUGAGCCCCUCACACCCACACUGGUGCAGACUUCCCUCUCAGAAGUGUUUCUAUAG